Molecule: messenger RNA, 746 nt
Organism: Drosophila mojavensis
Lineage: Eukaryota; Metazoa; Arthropoda; Insecta; Diptera; Drosophilidae
Exons: 2
Coding region: 94-609 (171 amino acids)
Source: RefSeq, a predicted model, not a curated record
CGCUCCCGUCUGGAGAGAUCCGCAUCCAUAUAAUGCACCGAGCAGUAUAGCAACUCCCACAGUAGGCAACUAACUUUACUACAGUUCGGAACAAUGAGGAAAUUCUUGAUUUUUGUGGCCUUGUGCGCAGUUUGCAGUGCAGCUCCAACGAGCGCUCCGCUUAAAGAUGAACCAUUGAGUUCAGGCGGCCUCAAGAGUCCCCCAGAGAUACCUGACAGCAUUGUGGCGCACGGAUUACUGCAGCACGAUGGUAAAAUCCAUCGCUCAAGUGGUCUCGACCGGCCCAGUCCGAUUAAUCCAGAUGUCGUAAGCGAUCCAAAGCCCACUUCAAUCGUAAUUGCCCAUGAUGAGCCGCAAAAGGGCGCUCGUCAUACACGUGACAUACCCGUGCCGACACAGGUGAAGACCACAAGCGCUCCCAAGGAGGAGAAGGAGAAGGAGAAACCCCAGGUGGAGGAAACUAGUACCAGCAGACCAGACAGUCCACUGCGUCACCGUCCAGUGCCCGUUGCAGAGCUGUUCAACAAACCCAAGGCCCAACCCGCCGCCAGCUCCGCUGAGCAUAAGGAAAGCAAGGAGAGCGAUGAAAGCAAGGAGGGCAAGGUCUAAGUCACGAUCCCCAUUCCAACUGUUGAUUUUUAUGUAAGCCCGCUAAUUAGCUCGUCAUGUUACGAAUAAAAGAAAACAACUCGCGAGUAGUAAACAAAUAAAUAAAUAGAAACGAUAAUAUUUACACGCUCACAAAA